UUAAUAAAAUUGUAAAAGAUCAAUUCACUCCCUCUUGUGGAACUCCAUGAAACUAACCGUUCAAACUCGUAUUCCCCACCAAACUACUGCUCCAUUGAAUACCUCAACAGAACACGAACACCUGGAAAAUUGUGCCGGAUUGUUAUCAUCCAUCCAAAAAGAAUAAAAAUGGCGAGGGGGUCGGACAUGGUACUUACAGCAUCAACAAUUGCAGCAAUAUCCACCUUUGCAGUCCUCUAUCUUCCUCGUUUUCUUUCUCCUCCACCUCUAUCUCUCCCUACCCCUUCUCAUGACAUUCUCCAUCGGGCCGAGACGAUUCAACUUCCCGCUGCUUUUGGACCCGAAAGCUUGGCCUUUGACCCGUCCGGUGCGGGUCCUUACACUGGUGUCGCCGAUGGCCGGAUUCUCAAGUGGGAUCCCAGUUCCAGCUCUUGGGUCGAAUUUGCUGUCACCUCUUCCUCCAGAAAGGAGUGUACGCGUCCUUUUGCACCAGAAUUGGAGCAUGUAUGUGGAAGGCCACUAGGUCUGAAAUUUGAGCAGAAAACUGGAGAUCUUUAUAUUGCAGAUGCCUACUUUGGCCUUCUAAGAGUUGGGCCUCAAGGAGGUUUGGCCUCAAAGGUGGUAACUGAAGCUGAAGGACUUCCCUUGUAUUUUACCAAUGACAUGGACAUUGAUGAAGAAGAUGAUAUCAUCUACUUCACUGAUUCCAGUACUAAAUUCCGCAGAAGGCACUUCAUGCCAUCAAUUCUAAGCGGAGAUAAGACAGGCAGAUUCAUAAAGUACAACAAAUCAUCCAAAGAAGUAACUGUUCUCCUACGUGGACUUGCCUUUGCAAACGGAGUAGCUUUGAGCAAAGACAGAUCGUUUGUGGUUGUAGCUGAAACUAGCACCUGCAAAAUCUUAAGGUACUGGGUCCGAGGUCCAAAUGCAGGUGAAGUUGAAACUUUCGUAGACUUGCCUGGAUAUCCUGACAAUAUAAGAAGAAACUCAAAGGGUGAGUUUUGGGUUGCUUUACACGCCAAGAAAACCCGUUUGGCUGAUUGGCUUCUUAGAAACACUUGGUUCGGAAAUACAUUGUUAAAGAUCCCGCUUAGCUCUGUACAGCGACUACAUGCUUUGUUCGUGGGUGGGCAUCAUGCUAUUGCGGUGAAGUUGAGUGAAGAUGGACAAGUGGUUGAGGUUUUGGAAGAUGCUCGAGGGAAGCAAGUGAGGUAUGUUAGUGAAGUUGAGGAGAGAGAUGGAAAGUUAUGGAUUGCUUCUGUAAUGAUGCCUUCUGUUUGGGUUUACAGUUUGCAUUAACUUAAUUAAGUACUGUACUGUGCAUAUAUGAUUUAGAAUACGUGAGAUUUUACCACUCAGAUUCCCAGGAUAUAAUGUCUGAAUUGAGGGAGUAGUAAACUAGCAAUGUUGUUGUAUACUCUACUACUCUAGUAACCUUGCUUACUCUAAUUAAUUAUUACUCCAGUA
Molecule: messenger RNA, 1467 nt
Organism: Spinacia oleracea (spinach)
Lineage: Eukaryota; Viridiplantae; Streptophyta; Magnoliopsida; Caryophyllales; Amaranthaceae
Product: protein STRICTOSIDINE SYNTHASE-LIKE 10
Exons: 3
Coding region: 169-1299 (376 amino acids)
Cellular component (GO): endomembrane system
Molecular function (GO): hydrolase activity
Source: RefSeq, a predicted model, not a curated record